Messenger RNA from Linepithema humile (Argentine ant), 3497 nucleotides. RefSeq names its product Synaptotagmin 14 (gene Syt14). Lineage: Eukaryota; Metazoa; Arthropoda; Insecta; Hymenoptera; Formicidae. The record is from RefSeq and is a predicted model, not a curated record. Gene Ontology annotation, molecular function: phospholipid binding.
CGGGUCACAGUGCAGUAGGCGCACGUCGCGUCGGUCCGAGCAACAGAGUGCUGUGUGUACACCCCGCCCACAUAUUAUUGUGCGGCUAGCCUAAAGCUAGCCAGCCACGCUUCUCACAAUCUCGCGAGCGGACACCUGCCGAGAGCCGCGGCGGAUGAUGUAUUCAUUAUUCUACGAGGGGCAACUCCGACCGCGCCACCGAGCCGCGUAAGGAAGCUUUAAUGUGACACCGCGGACGAGCAUGAUUCUGGCUGGAUCAGACCAUUUCUUGGCGGUACCUGUGGAAACGACUGCAGUUCUCGGUGCCGUUGCUGGAUUCGUAGUACUCUUGCUGGCCCUCUUCCUCUACCUGUCUCGGAAGUGGUGCUUCACACCGUCCUCGUCUACUGCACUCUUCGGCGGAGUCUGUGUGCCUCUCUGUGAGUCCACCAACAGCUCCACAUCUCAAAUCUCGAAAAACAUAGGGAAGGCAUUCACGUACUCGGAUCCGGAAACAAGCUCCGACUCGGAGGAAGACGCGCUCCGACGGUUGAAUUCGCGCUCGCAUUCUCCGCCGGAUACGUUGACUAUCCAAGCGGAGGAUGGACCGACGACCAUCGUGGACGCUGGAACCACUUCCAGCAGUUGCACGGAGGAACAUUCGCCGGCAGAUCAGCAGCAGUGCGUAGUGGAAGUUGGAGCUUCUAGCAUUAUACUCGACAGUAGAGAGCAGGAAAUAGAAGUCGAGCAAAAUGAAUCGACGACCAAUGAUGUCAUCACAACGAUGGGCACAGUGGCUGCCGAGGAAAUCGGUAGCCUGGAAGUCGCUUUCUUAUACGACGCCCCGAUGCGCGAGAUGACAGUUCACGUAUUACAAGGACGAAAUUAUCCUUCUGGCAUCGGCGGCAGUCAAGUGCGCUUAGUCCUUCUACCAUCAAAAAAACAAAGGCGCAAAACACGAGUGCGACAGGGAACAUCUCCGCAAUACAUGGAGAGCUUUCUGCUGCCCCGUGUAAAUCCGGAGGACGUGAACGCGAUGGGAGUGCGGCUCAGAGUUUACCUCUGGGGAGGAAGGAUGAUGCGCCGGGAGAGAUUGUUGGGCGAAGCCAGGGUGUCCUUCGAUCAAAUCAAUCUCCAACUGGAAACGACACUCUGGUUGACUCUUCAGCCGCCGCUCUCUUCCUCGGCGCAGGAUUGGGGAACCACAAACAGCCUGACUCGUAGCGACUCCACGGGAUCCCAACAGUCGGUCCAGUCGUACGCCUCUCCGGCCGUGCCACCUUACGGCAGCAGCAUGAAGGGCGGCAGCGUCGCCGAGAUCCUAAUCGGUCUGGCGUACAACGGUACCACGGGUCGCUUAUCAGUGGAAAUCAUCAAGGGUUCCCAUUUCCGUGGCGGAGGCGGCAACGACACGAAACCACCCGACACUUACGUGAAGCUAGUCCUCGUUGACAGCAACAACCAUGAAAUGGGCCGGUCGAAAACUGGCCUGAAACGCGCCCAGCCGAACCCCCUCUACAAGGAAACUUUUAUAUUUCAGGUCGCGUUAUUCCAAUUGGGAGACGUGACACUCUUCCUAUCUAUAUACAAUCGUCGGCGAGGCGGAAUGGGCAGAAAGGGACGGGAGAUGAUCGGCUGGCUCUCCUUGGGUCUGAACAGCUCCGGAUCCGAGGAGCUGCAGCACUGGAACGACAUGCGGACGGCGAGGCAGCCGACGCAGGUGCAACGCUGGCACUCGCUGCUGCGCCCUUGAAGCUGCUUCGAACGGCGACCUACGGAUCUAUUCUCGAUGCAAGCAUUCGAGCGCGGAAUGAUCUGGCCGGUGCUCGCCGAUGAGUGCGGGAGACGGAGCGCGGCGAAGACCGACUGCACACGGUGGGCUUAUUUCGAAAAGGAUCGUGGCUCAUUCUCCUUGUCUCGCGAAGAUACAGCGUGUACUGCCCGGUUGAACAACGGAAGUCAAUAUACCAGUCGGUCUGUCAAUCACAAAGUCAGAAUCCGAACGACGCGAGUGUCCGAGUGACGUUGUGAAGACCCUCUGACAUCUCUCAUUAUUCUCUCGUGUCUUUCGACACUUUAGGACGUUGGUCGAACGAGCCAAGCGUCUGAACCGCGUCGUAAAUGACAUUCAAAAGAUGGAUCGUGCUUCUUCGGGCGAAUUUUAGACGUUUCUCUAGAGGUUUUCUGGGCUUUCUGUUUUCUGUUCGGGAUCUCUGCUUUUCGGGAAUAAUUGUAAACUCUGAGUUGACACAAACUCUCGUCUAAAUGUACCAAGUACAUUCCCCCCUUUUUGAUACGCUGAUGGGAGCAGGGUGGGUAGUUUUUCGAUGUCGAGGGUCUCGACGUGGUAUUAUUGACGCCCCGGCAAUCAUCGUGCCUGUCCCUGUCACGAUGCUCUCCGACUCGACACGUGCCUGAGCCAAUCUGAACCGUUUAUUUUUUACUUUGUGCCUUUCACCCUUUUUAGGCCGCGCGCCAUGCUAAAUGGAGAAUCGUCGUGGAAUGCAAGCGAAAUUUGACCGACCGAACGGCGUCAUUUCGAAAGCAAAUAAUUAAACAUCUUUUGACUUCAUAGUACAGUAGGCGUUGGUGCGUUAUACUUCCGUUUUAAGAUUUUUGCUUUCAAUUUCUUUAUCGACAGCUCCGCAUUUUUUAAUCGACGAUGUGCAAAUAUCCUGGCAUUGCGCUUGAUUUAAAAAUAUCUAACCGGAAGUGUAAGGCAUUAAGAAGGCCUAAUGUACUGUAAGAUGUAGGGUGGUCACAUGCAAUAGAAAAUCCAGGAUUUUCGAGCCGUUUUGAAAUUGGUUCUGGGAAUUUGGAGAAGAUUACAAAUUUCGCGUGAUCUUUGAUGAUGAAACACUUUUAGAGUUUUGUUUCUACGAUUGUUAAAAUGGAUUUCAGAAUGAAAUAAUGAAAACAAAAAUUAAUAAUAAUACUAAGGCUCCAAUAAAUUAACGAAUAAUCUUGGGAGAAAAAGGCAAAAAGAGCCGUUGCUAGGUGUUCGUGCAAAAAUUAAAUUAUAUUAUAAAAAUUACAAAGUUUUCUGCCAAACGUUUCUGCCUAUAUUAGGCCUUUUUCAGUGUCGUUACAAUUAAAAUCAUAAUAAACGGUAUCACGUGUGUGUGUGUGUCGAAGCGUUUAGCAAACAAAUGAGACGAAAUACGCAAGCUGUUCUUCAUGACAAAUAAUUAUCAUUUUAACCAUCCGACUUAGUUUAAAUAUGUAUUCAGUUUUAAAAAAUCAUGGACUCUUCGGUUUUUUAAAUAAUUUCUCCAUGAACUUUGAAGGCGUUUUAAUGGAUAAUGCUGGUCUCCGACUCUUCCAUGUUUUUUAUUGGACAUACGGUUUCGGCUUUUAAUAACAAUGCCAAUUACCGAUCUUUCUAUAUGGAAAUUAUUUGUCAUGAAGAAUAGCUUGCGAAUAGCUGUUUUGCCUUUUUCUCCCAAGAUUAUUGAAUAAUGAAAAGUUUUGUUUAAAGUUAAAGUUCUUUUAAUCGAAUUUUAUUUAUUUUAUUUAUU